This is a messenger RNA of Didymosphaeria variabile, 1131 nucleotides long. RefSeq lists its product as uncharacterized. The coding region runs from base 1 to 1131 and encodes 376 amino acids. Lineage: Eukaryota; Fungi; Ascomycota; Dothideomycetes; Pleosporales; Didymosphaeriaceae. The transcript has a single exon. The record is from RefSeq and is a predicted model, not a curated record.
AUGACGCCCGCUGGUGCUGAGGGUAUAACGCAAUGCUCGAAUCACGACAACAAGUGGUGCUGCGACGGCGACAGAACCGCCGUAGAUUGCUGCCAGGAGAAGCCCGAGCCGCGACCCUUCUUCGCACUCCAAGACCCCGUCGCCUAUGGAACCGCAGGAGGAAAAACGGGAUCAAGCGCACCCAAUCUGGCAUCAAUCACGGGCAAAGCCAUUGCCAGCGGAGACGACUCGUCCUCAACAGCAGCCUCAAACUCCGCUUCGGCAACCAGCGACUCUUCUUCCUCCGACAGCAGCGCCUCCUCAACACCCGCAAGCACACCAUCAACAUCCCUCUCCACCACCGUCUCCUCAGGCACCGCCGGCCCUACCACUAUCGUAACCACCAUCGUCCAAUCCGCUGCCUCCUCGACCCCCACUGCCUCACCCUCCGCAACCCCAAGCAAGAAAUCCAACAUCGGCCUCAUCGUCGGCUGCGCCGUCGGCGUCCCCCUCGCCCUCGCCCUAGUAGGCAUCCUCUUCUGGCUCCUUCGCAAACGCUCCCACCAAAAGAACGCAACAGCGCAUCCUUACACCUCCUCGACCGACGCCUUCACGCCCACCCCCGCAACGCCCGAGUUCGCCGGCGGCGCGAAAUUGCAUAAACCAAAUAGCGCAGCGAAGUACGCCAGUACAGCGCCGGGCGUCCCCGAGCUAGGCGGCGGGCAGGGCGUCGGCCCAGAAAGGCCCGUCAGCAUGAUACCGGGGAAGGCGGAGAUGGAUUCAGGCGGGGGAUUUGCGCCUGGAACGGUACCCCUUGCGCCGCAUCUUGUGGGCGUUGGUGGUGGGAAUACGGCUCACAGCCACGGAGGCGGACAACAUACGCCGCAGAGUAGCUGGGGGAGCGCGCCGCCUGGGUAUUCGCCUGGGCAGAGUCACGCGCCGUUAGCACCGGCGGGGAAUGUGGACCCCAUGGCGGGACAGUAUCAAGCGUACCGGCCGGGCGUGAACCGCGUGCCUGAGAUGGCGGAGCUGCCGAGUGUAAGGACGCCGCCUGAGGCUGUGGAGAUGGGGGUUCCGACUCCGCAUGCUGUGGGCGGGGGCGCGGGUGCAAGGGCGGAGUAUCCUGGCAUGGCGGAGGCAGCGCGUCGGUAG